This is a messenger RNA of Stomoxys calcitrans (stable fly), 2043 nucleotides long. RefSeq lists its product as uncharacterized. Lineage: Eukaryota; Metazoa; Arthropoda; Insecta; Diptera; Muscidae. The transcript has a single exon. The coding region runs from base 208 to 1992 and encodes 594 amino acids. The record is from RefSeq and is a predicted model, not a curated record.
AGACGAUGACAUAUAGGGAAAUAUUACAACAAAGUACUAAUUGUCUGUGGAGACUCUAAAACGAGGGAGAGAGAGACAGAUUGAAAAGAAAACAAAAGCGGAAAAACUAACACUCUUGGGGCGAAUAUAAAAUUCCAUUUGGUGUAGUGAACAUUCGUUUUUUGUGAUUAAUUUUGUGGGUGCAGGCUGGCAAACAGACCAUAUGUGAUGGAGGAAAUUCUACAGGCAGAAGAUAAAAAAAUUUCACCUAUGAGUGAUGAAAAGGUUGGUGACACUAAGAAGGUGCAAGAGAGGCAGAAAAUCGAUGGACGAGAAAAAGAAACUUUGAAGAAACCAUUAUCUGAUAAUCAAGAAGAAGAAAGACCCUCAAUAGAGAGUCCGCAUAUGGAAAAACAGCUGGAGCUGGAGGAGAGAUUGAUUCAUGACAUUAGGAAAUUAGAUCUCCGGCAGUCCAUUAAAGCCAAAAUGAGCAACGAAGACGAAAUAAAAGAGGCAAUGCAGGGUGAAAAAUGUGAAUUAGAUUCAAAACCCCAAUAUGGAGAUGAUUUUUUACUGAAGAAUGUCAAAAAAAUAACAUUUACCAAUGACAUUAAGAAAUUUGAUUAUCAAAAAUUUGCGGGAAGCAAACCCAAGGGCGAUAUCGUAGAAGAAAAUUCUCCAGAAACUGAAAAACAGAAAGAGUCUGUUGAAGAAGUUCCUUUGAAUACAUAUAUCUCAAGUAAAGGCGAAGUUUCAAGGGAAUUAACUGUAUCUGCAAUAUGGACUGAAAAUAAUGAUACUUCACAAUAUGAGGGACAAGAAAAUAUUGGCAAAGUGGAGAAGGUCUCUCAGCUUCAUGCAAAACAAUCUUCUAAUCCAAAAAAUCAAGAAGAAAUUUUGCCACAUAAAUCCUUAGAAAAUAUCCCCGAAAGACUUGAGAAGAAAUUGAAUUUCCUUGCUGAUGAUACCGCAAAAACCAAGAGUUCAAGUGACAUUUUAGACUCCACUUCAACAGAACCCGAUAAGGAAACUUUUCAUACUGGUGUUUCGACUUCCAUGCCUUCUGCUCCUUGUAAGGGCACCAAGCAACGCCUUUUGACAGGAAGUCGUUACAGUGGUGUGUGGCAUAAUGCCCUUCAAUGCAUGGAUGGUUAUGGCAUCUACACCUAUCCCGAUGGCAGUGAAUAUCGUGGUUAUUUUCAAUGUGGUCACUUCAAUGGUUAUGGUACUUUACACCUCGCUUCACCCUAUAAUUUCACCUACAAAGGCACUUUUGUGGAUGGUGUCUUAGAGGAAAUCGAUUCCAUGUGGUUUGAUGAUGGCCUACAAGUCACAGCCUCUUUUCGAGCAAUGAAGGCCGAUUUUUCUUCAUGGAAUUAUUGCUGCAAACGGGAUCGCCGCUUUGCCAUAGAACAUGUUCAGGGUAUACCACCAGUUGGUCCCACUUCCUUUCCUACCGCCAAAGGCCCGGCCAGAGAACUACGCAAGCAUCAGCUUGAUGUCGAAGAGGGCAUUUAUAAUCCUCGAACUGGUUUAAUUCUACAUCGUCAUCCCCCUUUUCCCGAAAUGAAGGUGGUCGCUUGUGAAGAGGAAAUCGCUUGGAUUCGCAAUAAUUGCCGUCAGGCCUCCAAUGAACCUCUUAGCAUACCUUCAAAUGUCCGUCAACAAAUAAUAGAAAAUAAUUUGGAAAACGAAAGAGAACUUCGUGAACAUGAACCAAGCUGCAAUUAUGAUCAAUCCAAAGAGCGUGAACAUUACUUUGCUAAACUUUGUAGUGAGGAUGGAAGUUCGGAAGAUUCCAUAGGUUUACGCAAAAGCUCCUCGACUUGUGAGAGCAGCAUUUCAGGGGGUACCAUUUCAGUUGAUCUUGAGCAACGUUUGGAAACAGAUCGUCAUCAUGAGCAUAGAACUUUGGGAUGUGACUUGGAACGUGAAGCCAUGCCGCUGGUAUUGGAACCUGUACAAAAGACUUCUAGACGCAGCACGGUUGUAAUGCCAUUUGAAAGAUUCUAAACAAAUUAUUUAUGACUUUUAAAUUUUUAAAUAUUCUCUCGAAACACAAAA